Messenger RNA from Xiphophorus hellerii (green swordtail), 591 nucleotides. Its product is annotated as voltage-dependent T-type calcium channel subunit alpha-1I-like. Gene Ontology annotation, cellular component: neuron projection; voltage-gated sodium channel complex; plasma membrane. Gene Ontology annotation, molecular function: voltage-gated sodium channel activity; low voltage-gated calcium channel activity. Lineage: Eukaryota; Metazoa; Chordata; Actinopteri; Cyprinodontiformes; Poeciliidae. The record is from RefSeq and is a predicted model, not a curated record. Gene Ontology annotation, biological process: membrane depolarization during action potential; calcium ion import; transmembrane transport. The transcript is spliced from 6 exons. The coding region runs from base 37 to 591 and encodes 184 amino acids.
CUUCAGUCUGUCACGCUGGAAGGCUGGUCUGACAUAAUGUACUAUGUGAUGGACGCAAAAUCCUGGUGGAGUUUUGUGUAUUUCAUCGUCCUCACAAUUCUCGCCUCCUACGUCAUAAUGAACACAUGUGCCGUUGUUAUUGCCACCCACUACUCAGAUGCCAUGAAACAUGAACCUGGAAGGAAGUUUCCUGGUACUGUGAGCUUCCGUGAAGUUUGGAAGGCUAUAAAGGCGAGGGUUUCAAAACUCAUCUCAAGAGUGAGUGACAUAUGGGGCUCCAAUCAUCACCACUUAGCGGAAUCAUCACCACUGGGCCGGUGCUGGCUGCCUAUCCGUAGGAAGCUAGAGGCGCUUGUGACAGGGAACGUCUUCAACAGGUUUAUCACAAUUGCUAUUUUGCUCAACAUCCUAACCAUGGCCAUCGAGCACCAUGACCAGCCAGAGAUGAUGACGAAUGUGUUACAGAUCUCUAACUAUGUCUUCACGGGUGUGUUUGUCGUGGAGAUGGUCCUGAAACUGAUGGCCUUGGGGUCUGACUACUUUAAGGACUGGAGCAACAACUUCGACUGUCUCAUAGUUAUCAUUAGCUGA